GACUUCAAAAUGGAGUCCUGUUAGCGGGAGUAAGUUGUGAUGUCCUCGGUUAUGUAGCCGUCCAUCGUUAUUAUUUUUGAGUAGACAGUUAAAUUAAGACUCUCCCGUGUCGGUGUGUAUUAUGGGGGUUUUGUGCUUCGCCAGAGGAGCCUUCACGGCCGCCGUCGGUUUCAGAAAACACGCCGGUUUGUCCGUGAAGCUUCUCUCCAGUGUUUCAGCUGCAGCGGCGGUUAGUGUCAGGACGUACAGCCUGGACAACCGUAAAAAUGUCCCGGGACAGUUCGUGUGUUACCACCUUCCAAACAGGACCCUGCUGAAAAUCCAGGGAGCGGACACGAGUGCGUUCCUCCAGGGGAUAAUAACCAACGACAUGGCGCUGCUGGAGGAGCCUGAACACAGAGUCAUGUACUCUCACAUGCUCAAUGUCCAGGGAAGGACGCUAUACGACAUCAUGUUGUACAGUCUAAAAGAAGCCGAGGGAGGGCAUGGUGUUUUCCUGGAAUGUGACAGCACAACAAAGGACUCAAUCUUGAGACACUUGAAGGUGUACAAAAUCCGCAGGAAGGUCAACAUCAGCCCCUGUCCAGACCUGUCUGUAUGGGCAGUACUUUCACAGGAAGGUCAGGAAGUCAAUAAACCUAAGCUUUCUUCUCCUGAAAAAGCUCUGGCAUGGGAGGCUGAUCCUCGAACUCAGCAAAUGGGCUGGAGAUUGGUUUUGCACUGCCAAGUUAACCCCUUGGAUAUAAUUGCAUCAUGCCAGAAAGGAGACACAGAGGAGUAUCACAAACAUCGCUAUGCAAUAGGACUUCCAGAGGGAGUCAGGGACCUUCCUCCUGGGGUUGCACUGCCACUAGAAUCAAAUCUCGUCUACAUGCAGGGGAUCAGCUUUAGCAAGGGCUGUUACAUCGGCCAGGAGCUUACAGCCAGGACUCAUCACACUGGGGUGGUUCGGAAACGCCUGAUGCCAGUGCGCUUGUCAUCUCCAGUCCAAGACCUCGAGGAAGGUGCCGUACUGCAAACGCAGUCGGGCAAGCCAGCUGGGAAGCAUCGAGCAGGCGUAGGAGAACUGGGUCUCAGCCUAAUCCGCAUGGCUCAUGCCAAAGAGGUGUUGACGCUCAAAUCUUCUGACGACUCCACAGUGACACUUGAGGCCUCUGUGCCAGACUGGUGGCCUAAAGAUGUCAAAAUCAGCUGAAGAGGAGGAUGUUUUAACGUUCCCUAAAAUGUGACAUGCUUCAAUCUGACAGACUUCUCAUAGACAGAGCCCUGCGUAUGUUACACUGUCAUUGCUUAACAGCUAUGUGGCACUACUCCGUAUUUUUGAGUAUUUAUGUUUUGUUUGCAAUAAAAUCUAUUUCAGAGUGA
This is a messenger RNA of Amphiprion ocellaris (clown anemonefish), 1365 nucleotides long. It is a transcript of the gene iba57, whose product is annotated as iron-sulfur cluster assembly factor IBA57. Gene Ontology annotation, molecular function: protein binding. Gene Ontology annotation, cellular component: mitochondrial matrix. Bases 122 to 1195 code for a protein of 357 amino acids. Lineage: Eukaryota; Metazoa; Chordata; Actinopteri; Pomacentridae. The transcript is spliced from 3 exons. The record is from RefSeq and is a predicted model, not a curated record.